Molecule: messenger RNA, 417 nt
Organism: Trichoderma reesei QM6a
Lineage: Eukaryota; Fungi; Ascomycota; Sordariomycetes; Hypocreales; Hypocreaceae
Exons: 2
Coding region: 1-417 (138 amino acids)
Source: RefSeq, a predicted model, not a curated record
AUGAAGUUCCAAACUCUUGCCUCUGUCCUCUCCUCCACAGCCGCCCUCUUCACCCACGCAGCCACCGCCCAAAAGACCGUCUGCGCCGGCAGCACCGGCGACUGGUUCUCCAUGGCCGUCUACCCCCAGAUCCACAACGCCACCUACGACUCGACCUUUGACAUGGACUACUACAGCCAGCAGCAGAUGCCCCUGGUCUACUCCCUCUUCAAGCCCUUUGGCAUGGCGGGCUACACCAUCACCACCUUUGGCCGGGACGCCCCCUACAGCACGCUUACGCUCAUGUACUUUGCUACGGCGGAGCAGUUUGAGGAGGCGUUUGCUGCGCAUGGGGAGGAGAUUUAUGCAAAGGUGCCGCUGUUCAGCAGCGAGGUUCCGCCUCACUAUGUCGGCCAGGUCUACAACAUUACCGUUUAA